AUCACCGCAUACCAGUCCCUAGCUAGUGGGUCGAUUGAGACUUGCAUGCUUUAAUGAUUCUUGCUAGAGGAAAGCGCCCAGUCAACGUUGGUCGGGGCAGGUUGCAGGGGCGUUGCACAUUUGACAACCAGGUCUGCCCUUACCUGCGCUUUGGCGCUCCAGGCGGUCUCGCAUACCUAGGUAUUUAUCUGCCCUGCGCUUCGAAUCGGAAGUUCGCAUGCAGAAGACAAAGGAAAGUUGGUGUUGUUUGAUGCCAAGGUUGGUGGAGCGAUGCGAGUUUCUCCUUUGUGAGAAACGCGUUGAAAGGUGUGUUUGUGCCCCUGUUUGAGAAGUGCAAGGGGGUUACUUGCACAUUUUUAGGGUUGUGCAGGUCGGGGGUGAAGCUGGAGCAAUUGUGGGCCAAGACAUUGACAAUUACGUGCUUUAAGCCCCUCAAGUUGGCUUUGUUGAAAUCUGCUGAAAGAGCGGGAAAGCUGUCAAUAAGCCAAUACAUGCAAAAACUGCUGCUUUAGAAACUGGUCCUGCAUGGGCAACUCCGUUGGGGAACUGAGCUUUCAGCAGGUAAUGCUUCUCUGAAACCAAUUCGCCUUCAAAAUUAGCCUAUACGAAUGAAACAGAAGCUCAGGUUUGAGGAGGGAGCUGCCAGGCAGCAUGAACAAAGCCGCAGUGCAUGACAUACCACCACGAGGGAUUGAACAGGGUGGAGGAAUGAGUGCCGGUAUAAAUUACUACUAUUGGCCUACCAAUAUAGCCUCGCAGAGGUGUAUGCUUGUGUUAGAAGAGAAAGGCCUUGAUUACUGGGGGCACGUCAUGAACCCUUUUGACGGUUCGUGCCUCGAAGAGGAGUACAUGAAAAUGAAUAACAAAGGGACCGUCCCAACACUGAUUGAUCAUCGAAUAUCUUUGAUAGAGACAAAAACAAUCGUAAGGUACCUGGAUUCCAUGUUUGAGCCCCUAGGAAAGGAUCUGGUCAACCGACCCCUGGUUAACAACUGGGUGCAGCAGCUCACAGACUGGGACGACACCUUCUGGACAUAUGCCUACAUGCCUGGCUCAAACGGGCGGUACCUGCGGGGCAAGCUGAGCGAGUUCAAGCGACGGUGCAUUAUCGCACGCAUGGAGCGGCAUCCGUCGCUGGUGCCGUCCUACCGGGCCAAGCUUGAUGCCCUCCACAAGCUGCUAGAAGACAUUCGGAAUCCCGAGAUGGUGAACGAGAACAUGCGGCAGCUGUACGUGCUCCUGGACGCCGCGGAGCGGCAGCUCGCGGUGACGAGUUUCUUGUGCGGGGACGCGUUGUCGACCGCGGACUGCAUGCUGCUGCCCAUCCUGGCGCGGAUCGAGUUGGCGGACUUGACGAAGGAGAUCCUGGAGCCGCGGCCCAACUUGUUGGAGUACCUCCAGGAGAUGAAGCGGCGGCCGAGCUUCGAGAAGGUCGUGCUGAAGCCGCAACGGAGCUUCUCCAAAAUGAAGCGCAUGCUGCCCACGCUGGUCGGCAUACAUUGGAGAAGUCUUGUGAAGUCGUACUAGGGGGUUAGAGGGGGAACUGGGUCGUGAGCAGUGCGGAGCGGUUCAACUCAAAUCAAAUGGCGCGCUCGCCAACAUAGAGCUGGCUCGAUGACAUGUAGCCAAAUAUGUGAGCGCGUCGUCCUGUCACGGGAGUAACCCAGUCCAUUAUGCAGACUUUGAUACUUGAGUUUGCAGGGUUGACAGCUUAGUAGAUCCACCCAUUGUCGGGUGAAAUGUCAAGUGUAUGAAUAUGCAGAUAUUUCCAUUGACAAUGGAACGAAGAGGUCAGAAUAUAAUAUCGUCACACAAACUUGUUGUUUGGUUCGAUGGCUUAUAUGGAGUCGUAGCUGUUCUGGCC
Messenger RNA from Klebsormidium nitens, 1864 nucleotides. The record is from the annotation of a GenBank genome assembly. NCBI's taxonomy places the organism in Eukaryota, Viridiplantae, Streptophyta, Klebsormidiophyceae, Klebsormidiales, Klebsormidiaceae.